Messenger RNA from Salvia miltiorrhiza (redroot sage), 1334 nucleotides. RefSeq lists its product as uncharacterized. The transcript has 3 exons. Lineage: Eukaryota; Viridiplantae; Streptophyta; Magnoliopsida; Lamiales; Lamiaceae. The coding region runs from base 323 to 802 and encodes 159 amino acids. The record is from RefSeq and is a predicted model, not a curated record.
GUACCACUCGACUAGAAGUCUAGAAUAAGUUUGUCUCUGAUAAUCUUUAAAAAAAACAAAAAAAGUUUGUCUCUGCUUUUUCAUCAUUAAUUUGUGUAGGGUGUUCGUGUGAACCCAUAUUUAAUUGGAGACAGAGGGGCAUUCCCACAUAAACCCCCGACUACCAUCGCCUUUUUGGAAACUUAUCGUCUUCUCUCUCUCUCUCUACGUUAUGAUGUGAGAAACUGAAAUGUUUUAAGACGAAGCCGAAGCUACAAAUCAUCAGAUCGUCUCACCGAAGGCAGCCCUUCCGAUUUUGCUUCGUGCUUACUGAGCUAAAAAUAUGGUCGGAAUUUUCUCAAGGUUUUCCAGGAGUGCUCAUCGUCGCGCUCAAAGUGCAAUUGAUCUAAGGGAAGCAUUGCCUUCAGCACCAGAGACAACAACUGCUGCCAUUGCAUCAGCAGCUGCAUCUCUAUCUGGUGUCCCCCAUGGUAUCGAAAUUGCAACUGAAUUUAAGCCAGUCGAGCGCCCCUCGGAGCCUCUUGACAAUGAUCAACCAGUUCAAUGUCCGUUGCCAGAGCCUUCAAUUCUCAAUGACGGAAGAAUAUGGAAGGAGAGAGUAUCUUCAGUUGUACCAAGGAGAAGUGAUGCGCUGGCGCCGCCCAUCCAGAAGGAAACCUCAACCGAACCCGACACUCUCCCGAGAAAACCUCCGCCCGCUCCUAAGCGGGUUAUUCUGCCAUCAAUCAGUGCCCCGGAGCAUAACAUCCUAAAAUUGCUCGACGAGUGCAAUGCAUCUGGAAUACAAAGCUGCGACAACUGAUCACAAUUCACAAUCUCUUUUGCAGAAUAGCUGUACAAAGGGCUCGAUGAUCUUUUCUCUAGUAACCUCUCCCCUUUCCUUAUAUCACAAUCAGUUCCACGCAUUUCAUGUCAUUUUUCAAUGCGAAACACACCUCUAAAUUUUCUGUCUCAACUAAUGGUUGCUGCAUCUGAAGCUACAAGUUACAGACAGCUCAGGAGUUUACAGAGGCACAAGCACACAUCACGGUUGCUCGACUUUGGGAUCGAUGAGGCAUUUUUGGUGCCUUCGGUAAGUUCAAAGGUUCAUACAUCGCGCCCUCUACGAGCACGACGAGCGCCUGUGGUGGGCUGAAAAUCAACAGCAAAAACAAGAGAGGUGAUCAAAUGGCCUUUUGAAGGUGGAGAGUGGCCUCUUUUAUCGAUUUGCUUUCUUGGUUAGGUCCUUUGGUAUAGUUGCCGUGAUUUUGUGCGUUACGAUUUCUUUUCUUUUUCUGUGCAAUCGGAUUAAAGUAUAUUUCAUAAUGAUUUUAUAACAAUAAUUUAUUCGAUCU